Molecule: messenger RNA, 348 nt
Organism: Didymodactylos carnosus
Lineage: Eukaryota; Metazoa; Rotifera; Eurotatoria; Philodinida; Philodinidae
Source: the annotation of a GenBank genome assembly
AUGGGCGCGCAAGGGACACCAGGUGUAAUGGGACCUCUAGGGCCACAAGGGGCCGUUGGCCAAAAAGGAGCACCAGGUGUAAUGGGGCCACAAGGUCCAGCUGGCGAAAAGGGAACACCGGGGGUAAUGGGACCACAAGGUCCAGCUGGGCGAAAGGGGGAUUAUGGCGAACCAGGAACUGCUGGAGAACCAGGUGACCGUGGCUUGAUUGGUAUAAGUGGUAGACCGGGAGAAAAGGGAUCACCCGGAGAAAAGGGAGAAGGAGAUCUUUCUGGCCUGUGUGGUAAGCCAGAUUAUGAUGAUCAUGUUUAUAUUAUAUCUUAUUGCGUCAAAAUCAAAGAAAAAUAA